Etheostoma cragini (Arkansas darter) is the source of this 2461-nucleotide messenger RNA. RefSeq names its product solute carrier family 19 member 1 (gene slc19a1). Bases 408 to 2027 code for a protein of 539 amino acids. Gene Ontology annotation, cellular component: basolateral plasma membrane; apical plasma membrane; plasma membrane. The record is from RefSeq and is a predicted model, not a curated record. NCBI's taxonomy places the organism in Eukaryota, Metazoa, Chordata, Actinopteri, Perciformes, Percidae. Gene Ontology annotation, molecular function: folic acid binding; folate:monoatomic anion antiporter activity. Gene Ontology annotation, biological process: folate transmembrane transport. The transcript has 6 exons.
AUGAGAUAAGAUCAGUGCGCGAGCGACAAGCGCUGCAGCUUCAGAACCAGAUGGAGCUCACGAGGUUAACAAUGACACCAGACCUAGCUGCUGGAUAGCUCGCAGUCAGAACAUGUGAGUGUCAAAUGGAGCAAAGGUCAACAUUUCCUCUUACAUGCCGACAAUGGCAUGUAGCAUUUUAACUACCUUGUUAUCACCUUGUUAAAAUGAUCAUUUUAAACCAUUUCCAUAUUCUCUAGCAUGGAAAGGCAGUUGGAUUGAAACCCAAACAGUUGGGCUUUUACUUUUGUUUCCUCGUUUCAAGUAGGAAGUUGGCAUAUUUUUACGUCCCGAAAAGUCCUCACAUGGCGAUUUGACACAGCAGAAAAAAAUCGUACAAUCUGUAUCCCAGUGUUCCAGCUGAAACAAUGGUAGCAGAUGACACAGCAGAAAGUGGGGACGGAUCAGACUGGGAGAAGAAGAUGGACCUGAAGGCGCCUGCAUUUGAUGACAAGGGAGGACAUGAAGAUGGAGACGUAGAGAUGAUUGCUUCGGCGGGGCUGUCUCCUUCCACGGGUCCCGUAGAGGAAGCAGAAGAACCCAGAAAGUGGAAAUGGGCUGUAUUUUUCUUGUGCCUCUUUGGGUUUAUGGCAUCGAUAAAGCCCGGGGAGCCCUUCAUUACACCGAAUCUACUCAGCACUGAGAAGAACUUCACCAGAGAGCAGGUGACCAAUGAGCUCACUCCUGUCCUGACGUACUCCUACAUGAUGGUGCUGGUGCCAGCCUUCCUGCUGACAGAUCUCAUGCGCUACAAGCCCGUCCUGAUCAUCCAGGGCGUCAGCCACGUGGUCAUCUGGCUCCUUCUGCUUCUGGGCUCCACCCUCAUUGAAAUGCAGUUGAUGGAGGUCUUCUACGGCGUCACCAUGGCCUGCCGCGUAGCCUACUCCUCCUACAUCUUCUCCCUGGUCAGCCCGGCCCUCUACCAGCGCGUGGCUGGAUAUUCUCGCUCCGCAGUCCUCUUAGGGGUGUUCACCAGCUCAGUGUUGGGUCAGCUGUGCAUAUCCCUGGGAAAUGUCAGCUUCUACACCCUUAGCGCCAUAUCUUUGGGUUUUGUCAGCUUUGGUCUGAUUCUCACGCUGUUCCUGCCCUGGCCUAAACGCUCCUUGUUUUUCCACCGAACGUGGAAUCAGGAGCAAAAGGACGCGGCCGCAGUAGCCACCAAAUCAGAACUGGACAAAAUGAACCAGCAAGAGAGUGUCCCGUCCUCGGCGCCCCCCCUGUGCCCUGCAUCAUGCUGGAGGGACUCUGUCCUGGUUCAGAUGCUGCUGGAGUUGAGAAACGUGACCAGGAGGCCCAGCCUGAGGCUCUGGUCCCUGUGGUGGGUGUUCAACUCCACAGGGUACUAUCUGGUGCUGUUCUACGUUCACAUCCUGUGGAACAAAGUCUCCCUGGACGCUGAAGACAAGACCAUUUACAACGGGGGAGUGGAGGCAGCUUCCACACUGCUGAGUGCAUUGACUUCAUUCACUGCUGGCUACGUGAAAAUCCGGUGGAACGUCUGGUCUGAGCUGGUUAUCUGUGUCAUCACAGCACUGCAGGCAGGUCUGCUGCUCCUCAUGGGCACCACAGGCAACAUCUGGGUCUGCUACACGGCCUACGUCCUCUUCAGAGGCUUCUACCAGUUUCUGGUGCCUAUUGCCACUUUCCAGAUAGCCUCGUCACUCACCAAGGAGCUCUGUGCCUUAGUGUUUGGCAUCAACACCUUUUUGGGGACCAUACUGAAGAGCAUCAUCAACCUGAUAUUUUCCGACAAAAGAGGCCUGGGGUUGGACGUGCAAUCUCAGUUCCUGGUCUACUUUGUUUACUUCAUCAUUCUCACUGUUGUCUACUUUGUGUGUGCCGCUGUGGUCGUCAUCCGGCAGUACAGAAAUUGGCCCAGUGGAGGAGGCGGGGCCAGGGAACAGGCGGCGCCCACGGAGCUCAGCCCCAUGGCCACAGAUUCCGAGGCCGAACCUUUAUCCAACGGCAGAAGUGCCAAAGCACAGUGACAAGAAACCUGUCUCGCCUUAAACCGGUUUCUUUCAGUAUCUUGUCUAGAUCCCAGGUUUGGCCACUAAGCUCUUCCGACUCAACGGGAUCAAUCCCUUUAACGCUCUAAUGGUGAUGGAGUGGUUUUAGUGUUAGCCGCUGAGCCUUAAUUACAGAAGUGCCUCCUCGGACACCUGAAGCUCCUGUGCAACACUAGUCAGGAAGGCGUCUCGUGUCCGACGUCUUGGAAGAGUUGUUUUUUAGUUUAUGAUCAGACGCUGUAACUGAGAAGAGUAAAUUCUACUUUUUUAUUUUUGUAUUUAACACACUACACCAAGUAGUACUAGGUUCUUAUAGUGAGACAAAUCCACUAAAACAGGGAGAGGGACCAUUCAUGUAAUGGCCAGAACUUUGCCUUUUCUUGGUGUUAUGUACAGAAAACAAAAAAUGACUU